AUGAACCUUACAGUUUUCGACCUCUUUGCUUAAAUCAAAGAAUUGUAUACUAAGUAAAGUUUAGAUGAAUUUCAUCAACGUUUCAGAGGAGAUGAUGAAUUCAAAAAAAUUUCUAAAUAAACUAAAAUUCAAAAGAGUCAGCUCGAUAGCUUGGAGGACAAGACAGCUUUGAUUACCAAAUUAAAAAAAAUCAUCAAUGAAAGUAAAACAGCACACAAAGAGGCUUUAUUCUCAGCAAAGAAAUUUGAGAUUGCUACCCAAGAUAAAGAAAAAGGUAAUUGUAACAAUCUAAAUCAAGUUUUAAAUGAAAAUUCAAAAUUGAAGAAUCAAAUUAAAACUUUAGAAACUUUCAGAAAUACUCAAACUAAUCAAUUAAAUGAAUAUUAAGAAAAAUACAGCAAAGUAGUUGAUGAGGAAAAAUAAAAGAAAACAGAGUUGGUUGAAGGAUUCCAAUAAGAAAUCAAAGACAUCUCCACUAAAAUGGAAGAAGUCUCUAAUGCCAAACACAAAAGUUAAGCUGAGAAUGAGGCUUUGAAAGAAAAAAUGAAAGAAAUUCAAGAACAUGUUGAAAAAAGAGAUAAAAUCUUCGAUGAAGAACUAAAUAAAUUAGAUUCAUAAAGAAAAGAAAGAGAAACCAAAAUAUUUGAAUAAAUUAACAAUAUAAGUUAAUCUCUGGGUACAUCUGAUGGCUCCGAAGAAUAAUUGCAAAAGAUUAAAGAAGAAGAAGCACUAGUGGAAGCUCAUUUGAAUCCACAUCUAUAGAAAGCAGAAGAAUUCCAAUAAAUUAUUGAGAAAACAAAUCAAUAAUUUAAUUUAUACAAAGGUGAAACAGAAAAACUCGCAUAAUCAUGUAGAACCUUUGAGCAGAAGUCUUAAGCUUGCUAAAGAAAAUGUGAGAAAUCAGACAUCUACAUUGUGGAAUAAGCGAAAGAGCAUUUAACUCUCUAAACUUAAUUAAAACAAAAAUAAGAGUAAGUAAAUUCAUUAUUAACACUAAAGUAAACAUUAUAAAGUGGUUUAAUAUGA
Messenger RNA from Paramecium tetraurelia, 1026 nucleotides. RefSeq lists its product as uncharacterized. The transcript is spliced from 5 exons. Gene Ontology annotation, molecular function: syntaxin binding. The record is from RefSeq and is a predicted model, not a curated record. Lineage: Eukaryota; Ciliophora; Oligohymenophorea; Peniculida; Parameciidae.